Messenger RNA from Gossypium arboreum, 498 nucleotides. RefSeq names its product benzyl alcohol O-benzoyltransferase-like. Lineage: Eukaryota; Viridiplantae; Streptophyta; Magnoliopsida; Malvales; Malvaceae. The transcript is spliced from 2 exons. The coding region runs from base 1 to 498 and encodes 165 amino acids. The record is from RefSeq and is a predicted model, not a curated record.
AUGGUUUCAAAGGUACGCCUGUUGUGCAUUGCUAACGUACGUUCCAAAUUCAAUCCUCCAUUGCCAUCAGGAUAUUACGGGAACGUUUUGGUCUCUGCAACAGCGAUUACAACAGUUAAAAACCUCUGCCAUAAUCCUGUUGGGUAUGCAGUGGAACUAAUAAAGAAAGCAAAAGCAAACGUGACAGAGGAAUAUAUAAAAUCCACGGCAGAUUUAUUUGCGAUUCGAGGUAAAUCACUCUAUGUCCCGGCUGUUAUUGGGUCGUAUUUGGUUUCGGAUUUAAUGCACUUGGGAUUUGAAAAUGUUGACUUCGGAUGGGGUAAGGCAGUGUUUGGAGGACCAGCCAAUGCCACUCGAUUGACAAGCUUUUUCAUACCAACCAAGAACAAGGAAGGACAGGUUGGCACUUUGGUGCCAAUUUGUUUGCCAGCAUCAGCCAUGGAAAGGUUUUCCAAUGAAUUGGACAACAUGUUGAAACACCACCAUAUUGAGGGUUAA